This is a messenger RNA of Talaromyces stipitatus ATCC 10500, 861 nucleotides long. RefSeq names its product U3 small nucleolar RNA-associated protein Utp11, putative. Lineage: Eukaryota; Fungi; Ascomycota; Eurotiomycetes; Eurotiales; Trichocomaceae. The record is from RefSeq and is a predicted model, not a curated record. The transcript has 2 exons. Bases 1 to 861 code for a protein of 286 amino acids. Gene Ontology annotation, biological process: rRNA processing. Gene Ontology annotation, cellular component: nucleolus; small-subunit processome.
AUGUCUUCUAUGCGAAAUGCCGUCCAUCGACGGCAACAUCGAGAACGAGGUCAACUGGAGGGUCGUGAGAAAUGGGGUAUUUUAGAAAAGCACAAGGACUACUCCCUCCGCGCCAAAGACUACAACCUCAAACAACAGAAACUCCAACGCCUCCGCGAAAAGGCCCGUGACCGAAACCCCGAUGAAUUUGCAUAUGGCAUGCUAUCAGAUAAAAAUGCGCAACAGGGCAAACAUGGCGCACGCGAGGGGACGUCGCUUAGUCAUGAUACAGUGAAACUGCUCAAGACGCAGGAUGCGGGCUAUUUAAGGACUAUCGGGGAAAGGAUUCGAAGAGAGAUGGAGAGGUUGGAGAAAGAAGUGCAGUUACAAGACGGGAUGGAGAAGGUUUUGGGUAGUGCUGGGAAUAAGAAACGUCAUUCUUCGGAUGAUGAGGAUGAAGAGGAUGACGAGGACGAAAUGUCUGGCAAUGGGAAUAAAAGACGCAAGCUUAUAUUUGCGGAUAGUCGGGAAGAUCAGAAAGAAUUAGGGCGGAAGUUUGAUGAAGAUGACAAUGAGGAUGAGGAGGAGGAAGACGAAGAAGACGACGCAUUCGGCACUCAACUUCACAACCUCCAAAGACAACCCACGAAAAAGGAAUUGGAAGCUCAAAGAAAAGCUGUUGCACACGCUCGUGCUGCCCGAAAAAUCAAACGCCGAGCAGCAGAAGGGCGACGCAACAAAUUGGCUGCACUCAGGAAGCAAUACGCCGAAAUCACGACCGCGGAGAGGGAACUCGAAUUGCAGCGAGCCAAGAUGUCGAAUUCUGUGGGCGGUGUUAAUAAAAAGGGCGUCAAGUUUAAGAUUCGGGAAAGGAAGAGGUGA